This is a messenger RNA of Penicillium malachiteum, 498 nucleotides long. RefSeq names its product 3CxxC-type zinc finger protein. The transcript has a single exon. The record is from RefSeq and is a predicted model, not a curated record. Bases 1 to 498 code for a protein of 165 amino acids. Lineage: Eukaryota; Fungi; Ascomycota; Eurotiomycetes; Eurotiales; Aspergillaceae.
AUGCCACGCAAGGGACGCAAAGCUGCGAAAUUAUGGUCGCUACACCCAGAGCUUCACGACGACGUAGCUCAGUUAUUAGACGAGGAAGGGCUUCAAAUAGACUUCUUUGACGCCGAUGACGAGGAAACUAACACUGAGGAACGGGACACGAACGUUAUGGGUCGAUUUAUAUGCCAAAACAGCGGAUGUUCCUCCAGUGGUUGGUCGAGCAAAAAAGUCGCGAUUACAAUUCGCAUGUACUCUCCACGGCGAUAUAAUGCACGAGUGUAUCAUCAGCGAUGCAGAAAUUGUGGAGCAGUUGGUCGGCUAGUCCUGGAUACUGGGUGCUAUGCGGAGAGAGUGACAUACUGGCUGAAAAAAUGGAAUGGAAUUGAGGUACGGCCGCCCAGGUUUUCUGGCCAGAGCAGAGGACCGCAUGAUAGUGAACUAUGUGAAGGGUGUAGAGUUGGUCAUUGUCCCAACUCAAAUGGGGAUUUAGCAUUGGUGCUAGCGAGGUAA